Messenger RNA from Pecten maximus, 1906 nucleotides. RefSeq lists its product as uncharacterized. Gene Ontology annotation, molecular function: catalytic activity. NCBI's taxonomy places the organism in Eukaryota, Metazoa, Mollusca, Bivalvia, Pectinida, Pectinidae. The transcript has 8 exons. Bases 354 to 1415 code for a protein of 353 amino acids. The record is from RefSeq and is a predicted model, not a curated record.
AUUCUUUUGUGUAUAUUUGUGUUGUUGUAGCAGGUAUGUCGGGUUAGGCUAUUAGGUGACGCAGAUCGUGAGUCCGAGGACCGGUCAAGACACGAGUCAUGAAAUUGUCUUCGUUCGUCAUUUGGGUUACUAUGCUACAUAUAUAUUCAACACGAACAAAAACGUCACAUAGGAUUUCGUCAGAGAAAAAAAACUAUUUAAACCGCCACAUCAAAUAAAUGGAAAGCUAUUUUGUCAGGUAAUGUACAUCUGAAGGUGACUCCUCCCUAGACCUGAAAACGAUUGAAUUGGCGCAGGAGACGUGAUCAUGCGCAUUCAGGGAAGCACGAUAGAGUCGUCACAAGGCUUACAAAAUGGCGCUGGUACUGGUAUUGUGUAUGACGUCACUAUGGAGCAUAGCCCAGGCAGUCAAAAUACAGACCUACAAUGUGGGCCUAAUCAAUCAUAUUGAUAACUACAAAAUUCGGAAACGAAACAUCAUCCGGGAACUAAAAUCUGGAGAUUAUGACGUCAUGUGUCUUCAAGAGAUGCAUUACGGAAGUGACCUAACUUUGCUAAAGAAGAAAUUAGACAAAAGCGUUUAUGUCUACCAUCCGUCUCUUUACCAGGAAACAAUGUUAUGGGGCAGCAUAAAUGCUCCCCCAUGUCACAAUGCACCACUGACAACACUCGAUGUACUCUACAACUGUGCUUUCCUGGCAAAUGAUCUAGCAGCACUUGCAAAAUGUGUCACUGAACGUGAUUUGAUGACCGAAAGCCAAGGAUGUAUUACCUGUCUCCUCGUUUCCGGUUGGGACGUGUCACGGUGCUUUAACUACAUCGCGAGAGAGGCUAUAAAUAUCCCAGGACUCGUGCUUCUGAGUAAGAGGAAGAUAGACACCAUGAAGACGGUCGAGUUUGAGCCGGGCGUCAAACAGAUCAGCAAACGUGCAUAUAUAGAAGCCGAGAUUGAAGGCGUGGGGACUGUUUUUUGCAGUCAUUCUACUUCCAACUCCAACAUCGAAUACUAUGAACCUUUUCUCCAAGAUGUGUACAGUAGCUUAGCAGAACAAAAUCUCAAUGACUCUCGUAAAUUAACGGACGCCGCCAACCUGUCAGACAAACCCGUGAUACUGGGAGACCUCAAUACUGGUCCCGUCAUACCAGCGUUCAACGUCUCAGCUGAAUUCGAAGAUUCCUACAAUCAUUUCCUGUCGGAGGGUUUCUCGUCGCCGUACGUUACCAUGGUACAGAAGUGUACUUUCUGCUCCCUGAAUCCUCUUGUAAAGAACUGGGAAACAAACGAAGUGCUGGAUCACGUGUUGAUAAGAAACCACACCGUCCUCAGUGCCAAGCGGCUUUUUGUCCAAAACAUUCCCAGGAAAAAUUAUCCGAUGUCGGAUCACUACGGAGUUGAGGUAGAGAUCGGAAACUGAAAUGUCAGAGCGAGACUGUCAAUGAAUGGAGAUGAAAUCGAUUUCUAUGUGUAUAGUGUAUAUUACAUGUGAAAUUCUAUAGUCCCAAAUCGCGUGACUUUCCUGAUUUACAUCACGUGACAUAUUUAAAUAGUUAUAGACAAACAUAGUCUAAUCUUUGAAGUAAUUUUAUCUCUACAACGACAUGAUAAUGUUAAUGUUGUAAAAGUAAAUGACUUAUUCUUUUACGAUUUCAAAUAAAAUCUGUCGCUGAAUUUGAUAAAAUUUUACAUUUGUUUUUUUGUCUGAUUUUUAAGGCAAUAUUUAUUUUAAGAUUCGAAGAAUUACAAUCUUGUUGUUUGAACGAGUGGAUUGUUUUUAUUUAUUUGAUCCAUAAACUAAAUAUAUGUUAUAUAUAAAAUUUCACUCUCGUUAAAGUCACAGGAUCCAGUUGAUAUGUCUAGUUUUCAGGGAAAAGUCUAUCAGCUUGAAUAAAUGAAUUUUGAAAAAUA